This is a messenger RNA of Aethina tumida (small hive beetle), 2137 nucleotides long. It is a transcript of the gene eIF4H1, whose product is annotated as eukaryotic translation initiation factor 4H. NCBI's taxonomy places the organism in Eukaryota, Metazoa, Arthropoda, Insecta, Coleoptera, Nitidulidae. The record is from RefSeq and is a predicted model, not a curated record. Bases 449 to 1285 code for a protein of 278 amino acids. Gene Ontology annotation, molecular function: RNA binding. The transcript has 4 exons.
UGUUUCUGUGAAUCGGAAAAGUGUGUGUUUGAAAAAUUGCGUUGCAUAGUAAUAGUAAACGUUUGUCGCUUAUAAAAUUGGUGACAUCGUACAAUUUGGUCCGUCGUUUAAACGAGGGUCGAAACAAAUCGAAAGCGAAUCAAUUUGACAACCGUGCUUGGUUUGGUGUUCGGCGUUCGAAAACGUCCCAACAGUAUCAGGAUCCGGGUGCACAUCACACGAACGGAACGACCGACACGCAAAAAACCACGCGAACAUUCCCUCGCCAAACAUCAAAAUUGACAGUCGGCUAACUGCGACAGAUCGACAAACCGCAGACCAAAUUUCGGCAGACACAGGCAAAAUUCCAGUGUAUAAUCGAAAACCGGCGCGUAGAACAUGCAAUGGAUGUGAGGUUGGCACCAGUGGCGAGUACACGACACGCGCACGCGCCGCCUUCCACAAAAAUAUGGCAGGUCGUAACAACUUCGAUGAUCGCGACGGAAGUAAUUUCGGGCGUCGUGGGGGCGGCAGGAAGCCGCUGCCGAGCGAGCCACCUUUCACCGCCUACAUAGGGAAUCUGCCGAGCGGCAUCGUGCAGGGAGAUGUGAACAAGAUCUUCAAGGAUCUGGCCGUCAAGAACGUGCGUCUGGUUAUGGACAAGGAGACGGAUCGGUUCAAGGGUUUCUGUUAUGUCGAGUUCCAUACCAGUGAGGAUCUCGAAUCGGCCAUCCAGAUGAACGGGAUGGUCGAAGUUAAUAGACAGCUGAUAAAGAUUGAUGUGGCUGAAGGCAAAAGGAACGACCGUGGCGGCGGCUUCGACCGCGGCGGACGCGGCAGGGGAGGAGGCCGCGGUGGCGGCUUCCGCUCCGGCGGCGACCACCGUUUCGGCGGCUCGACCGAGGACUUUGACCGACGCGGCGGCGGCGGUGGUGGGGGCCGUAACUUCAACGACAGAGACCGAGGCGGCGGCGGACACCGCGGCAACUACGGUAACUUCGGCGGGGGUCCGAACGACGACGGUCCGCCGCAGGGAGGCGGCAGAGAGUGGGGUGGACGCGGUGGCCGGGACGGAGGCGGUAGGGGCGGUCCGGGAGGUUACAGCGGCGGCUGGCCGCGACAGGACAACAGGAGGAGCUUUUCGGAGGAUCUGCCCAAUCCCAUGCCAGACACAUCGGGAAGACCGAGAUUGAAGCUGCAGCCGCGGACGAUCGCCGAUCCGGUUAACUCGCUGGCCGAGACGUCGCAAUCGUCGACGAUAUUCGGCGGCGCGAAGCCUCGAGAGGAGAAGCCGGAACGCCAGUAGAGACACGGAGUCCUAGAACCUAACUUUUCAAGAAUAAAACUAAGAAAACAUAUAUAAAAAACUCAAAAACAAAAAAAAAAACAAUUUAAUUAAUGAUAAUUUUUAAUACAUAAAAAUGAAUGCAACCGGAUCAUGGAACAACAUACAGAUGUUUAGUAGUUGAAACAGGUGUUUUUGUCCGUUUUAGUGUGUGGAUGAUUGUUAAGACGUUUCGCGCAAUUCUCUAACACGGUCGAAUAUAUCUGUACAUAUUAAUUAUUAGUAUGUAAACGCCAAUAGGGCUAAUUUUAUUAUUCAAUUAUUUUUUGCGUUAGUUUCUCCCUUCUCCCGGACGGACGGACAUGCGGAAUUGCGUGAAACCUGUCCCCUUCGAUUCCGAGGAUACACGAUUAUUUGAUUGUUGUUCUUUAUUAAUUUAUAGAUGCUAUGUUGUUGAUACUUGUUUCGGUCCGAUUUGCCGGGACGAGUAUAAUGUGAAGGCGCGUUUUAGGUACACACGCAUUUUUUUACAGGUUUUUUCAAAACAUACGACAGCUCUAGUUGUUUUUUUUUGUAUUAAAUUAGUGUGAACAAAAGUAUUCAAUCAACCCUGUAAUGUACGUUAGACGCUUUUUUUAAAAAACGAGGCUGGUAUGUUUUGGCAAAAUACGAUUUUUGACAAAAAAAUGAAAAACAAAGAUAAAACCGAUGAAAAAUCUGUAAUAUUUAAAAAAUGAAAUUUCGGACGAUGUUGUAACAAAACGGCGAAUGGAUGACCGAAUUUUUACAAUGUCGUAGGCAUAUUUACACAUAUUGUGUAAUUAUGUAAUUUAUCCUGUACAAUAUACAUAAAUAAAUCGUAAGUUCUAAUAA